Messenger RNA from Cloeon dipterum, 4516 nucleotides. It is a transcript of the gene Dmtn, whose product is annotated as transmembrane and coiled-coil domain 2 protein Dmtn. Bases 492 to 2396 code for a protein of 634 amino acids. The transcript is spliced from 11 exons. Gene Ontology annotation, cellular component: endomembrane system. The record is from RefSeq and is a predicted model, not a curated record. Lineage: Eukaryota; Metazoa; Arthropoda; Insecta; Ephemeroptera; Baetidae.
GCUUGUGGAUAGAUGCGGCAGCGUUGCCAAAGUGACCGUCUGUGCGUGCAGAAAUGCAACUUUAUAUAUCGAAUUUCACAGCAAUUCAGCCUGGAUCAGCCCUAAGCCGUGUGGUUUAAGUCCCCAAUUUAGCGUCCGAGCCCUUCUCGACUGGUGCCGAGUGUUUCUUUUAGUGGCUCCGAAAUUUUCGAAAUUUCGAUUGCAGCAGGGCUCCGUGGGCGUGUUUGGCUGGUCGCACACCUACUGAACGAGAAUCAUGACGUUCCGUGUCACUGAGACCUAAAAUGUACAAAAAGUUGUUCUCGCCGGAUCGCUAGACGAACAGUAACAUGUUAAUUCUCUUAAUUUGACUUGUUGCGGCGCCGACUUGACGAAAUCUGCAGCUUUCCUCGAUGAUGUGCUUUCCGCAACGACGAGUUUGAUGUGUCCCACAGGAUUGAUUGAACCAGAUUCGGCCAGUUUGGCGAUGAGGACUUGAUUGCGGCGGGACGAUGGACACCUUGCAAGUCGCCUCCACUCACUCGAGUUCCAAAUCUUCGAGCCGGAGCGCGUCCCCGUCCCGACCCCUCUUGUCCCCCGUGCAGCCCCAGCACUCCUCCAGCUCCGUCUCACCCUCGAUAUCGCCCUCACCCACCGUCCUCGCCGUCUCACCGUCUCUAAAUAAACCGUUUGUGCGUCCCAAUCAGCCGCACACGACGGUUCAGAAACACAGCACUGACUCGAAAAUGCAUGCCGCUUCUACGCCCAGCAGCAAGGAUGCCGGCCACAAGUCAGCCAGUCAGACUCCUCAGACGGGACCGCCUCGCAGGGACACGGCGUCCAACAUCAUCUACUCCACACCGUCGGCCCGCACGGUCGCCCUGCAUGCCACCAGCGUCGGCUCGCAAGAAGCCAUUGGUCUGGGCGAUGACGAAGUCGAUUCUCAGUUGACUCCUGUAGCUGGCGCCGCCAACGGGUCAGCGGAAAUAUUGGGCACCGGUGGCAGCGACGAAAUUAGUGCAACGCCUGAUCUUCAGAAGGCAAAGAACGCCAUUACCAGGUUAACAGACAAAAUCAUGCGCAUCAAAGAUCAAAUUACAGAGGAGCAAAAUACUAGAGAUGAUAACGUAAACGAGUACCUGAGAUUAUCUAUGAGUGCAGACAAACAGCAGCUAAAUAGAAUCAAAGGCAUGUUUGAGAAAAAGAACCAAAAAUCGGCGCAAGUGAUAGCUGUGCUGCAGCGCAAAUUGGAGGGAUACAACCGAAAACUGCGAGACACGGAGAACAUGGUGGCCAUGGCGAGCCAAGCAGGCUCCAGUCGAGGCUCAGACAGUUCAUCUUCUCAUCACCACCACCGACAACCUAGGGAAGUCCUCAGAGACAUGGGGCAAGGACUGAAAACUGUCAUGUCCAAACCACGGGAGUUCGCACACCUGAUAAAAAACAAAUUUGGUAGUGCCGACAACAUAAACUCCAUAGGGAAAUCAGCGUUUUACACAGGCAUCGACGAGUCUGGGGGGAGCGAAGAAGACCAAAACUCACAGCAGAGCCAGCGCAUCCACCACGGGUCUGCCACGCUGCCGCCGAACGCUUCAUCGCACCAACACUCGAGUGGCUCUGCUGGAGCGCGGUUUCCUCACGGCUCUGAAGAAGGAGCCUCUGAAUGUUCCUCAGCCACAAGUGAAUCUCUGCCUCCACCACCUCACCAAAAUGCAUCCAACGUGGGAGACGCUGGACCGACUCCUCAACAGACGCACCAUGUAACUAGUCCGAGACACCAGCAUUCCGAAUCUGCCGGAUCUAUAGAUUUAGGAAGAAUUUUAGAAGAAGUUCACGCCCUCAGAGAUGAACUUGGCACACUACGAGCAGACUUUGAUGCACUUAAGAGUAACGUCCUUGCUGAACAGCAGUUUACAAGCCAAUCUUUAUUAGAUGAACGGUUUCGAGUGGAGCGUCUUGAAGAGCAGCUCAACGACCUGACUGAGCUCCACCAGACUGAGGUGGAGAACCUCAAAACGCAGGUGGCAGAUUCAGAGGAGAAGGUGCAGUACCAAAGUGAAGAGAGACUAAGAGAUAUUCACGAGAUACUCGAGGCUUGUCAAACCAAGAUAUCAAAAAUGGAGCAUCAACAGCACCAGCACCAACAGUAUGUCACCCUGGAGGGCAUCAACAAUUCCAACGCGCGGGCUGUUGUCGUCAAAUUGAUCAACGUUGUCCUCACGGUUCUGCAGGUUGUGCUGUUACUUGUAGCUACAACGGCAGGAAUCGUCAUGCCAUUCCUCAAAACAAGGCUCCGUGUCCUUUCAACAGUUUUACUCAUCGGAGGGGUGGUGUUUGUAAUUAAACAGUGGCCAGAAGUGAGAGACGUUGGCGAUCACAUUAUGCGACACAUUAAGCAUGCUGUUACUGGAAAAUAGGAAAGCAAAAGUGAUAAUUCAACACUCAGUGAGUGAUCGAAUAUAUUAUACUUAGUAACUACAGAUUCCUGCAAGCUAGCAAAACUUAAACAAACAGGGCUGCAAUGAUUGGAAACAAAUUUUAUUUGUGUGGCCUCAAAUUAGUUAUUCGAAUGUCCGGAAAUUCUACUAAUGGUCGAUCAUUUUGCUUUUGUCUUCUUGCAGCGUCAUUUAACUUUACAAAUUGGAAUAAUGAUUCCAAAAAUUUUUAUCACUCAUUGAGGCAUUUUUAGAUUUAUUAGUUUUGAUUUCACUUGUUAAUUGAUUGCAUUUUAAACAUUCAUUUUAAAUUUCAAUAUCAACAGGCUACAUACUCAGAAAUUUAAAGUUUCUUUUUUGUUAAUAAUUUAUUGAACUAACUAUUAGUUUUUUUAAACGGCAACAUCACAGAAGCUUACGUUUGAAAUGAAUGCAAAAUGUUACUUGAUGGUGAUCCACAGCAUUCCAGGUUUACAUGAGUGGCGCGACUUGAAGUAUUUUUAUUUAAUCUCACAGUAUCGAGCUGCUUCAUUGCUAUCAACACCAUCAUCUGUUUUUACUUUGGCUAGAAAAUGGACAAAAAGAAGUGUUUCAUGUGUCAUCAAAAAUACAUUCAACACUUUCACGAAUACUACCAAUACUGUAAGUGACGCAGUCCCCCGUAAAAUAUUUUUGUUCCCAAGAGUUUGAAAGAAUGUACAAUGAAGUGAUUUGCUUUGCACAAUGUGAUUUGAUUCGCAUAAAUUUUUAGAGAAGCUUCAGCUUGCGUAUUUAACCUACCAGACACACAUGAAAACUUAUAUCCAUCCUCAUGUAUUGAAAAUAUAACUGGAGUCUGAAAAUGAGCAAAUUAGUGUGAUAAUUUUAGGAUUACAUUGAAAAAAGUUACAAUUAUUAUGUGCAGUGCUCUAGAAAUGGCAGUAGAGAAACACAAGUUUUAUCUGGUUAUAGCCUUACGACGCUUUUAAAAUGGAUAAUUAAACCAAGCUCUCUAUAAACGAAUAUGUAGUGUCAAUUAAUCCCGAAAGAAGGAGGAACAUGACAGUGCGGCUUUGAACGACCAUUCGUAAUAGUGUAUAUUAUUUUACGAAUUUCAGCUUUGUACAUAUUUUGGGUGAGGUUAGCACACACGUGGCAGGACAUGUCAAGGCACCUAAAGUUCGUUCGGUACGCUUGAUCUGAACAAAUGAAAAUCCCGCAGAAAAUUAUCAUGUAAUUUUUGAUGUUAGAAUUUUGAAGGAAGCUAUGCUUUUCACUGUAUCGGGCUCUAGUUGGCAGAACACAUUUUCUACCACAAUCUCGUAAUCCCUCUUUCAACUAUCUACCUUAAGAAUUUCCAGUGUAAUAUUUCAAGUCGAAUGAAUAAAAAAAUUGUGUUUUUAUUACAUAGAUUGUGCUCACUCUUGCCUCUUGCUGCCAUUUUUGGAUGGAAUUUUAACUAUUAUGUGAUUCUUAUAUUAUAUACCGCAUGUGUGUAAAUAAUUGCAAAGCUAUUAUUGUAAUGGAGAAGGGAGAACCCUAGUGCACAUUCGAACGAAAGAAAAAAGUCUGCACUGUGGCACCGGCGUCACGUACAUAUGUCAAAUUUAUUUAUUUUCGACAGCCAAAAAACAAGUGAAGCUGCUGCCACAGUGCGAAUACACCUUGGAAGGCGUGAACCUUGUGUGUUCCUUUACGUUUGCUCACUUUUUUGGAUUUCAUUCUGCUGAAACGCGCCCCCAGAAGUUGUGAAUGAUUUUUAUAGUGCUGUUCUGCAACUAGAGAUAUAUUCAACGACUGAAAAACCAAUAAUAUUGUAUUUAAAAGUAAGUGAGAAUCGAGAUGACGGUGGAUUGGUGAUUUCACAAAGGCCAGAUAGACGAGAAAGAAUUGUGGAGAAUAGAAAUCCAUAACUGUCCUACUUAGCCAAAGGUUUUGCAAGUGCGAGUUUCUGUUUUAUGCAGUGUUUGACCCACACUCGGAAAAUAAUAUGUCGAAUCAGAUGAACCGCUGGGUGUGAUCACCAAAUUGGUGAAAAUCUCAGUCGUUACUUAAAUACAUACAUAGCGUUCCCAUCAUUAAAUGAAAAUAUGUAAAUACACUUCGAUUUGUCGUUAAGAAAA